AUGACCAAAACCAAUUUCGAACGUUUACCUAAUGAGAUUAUACUAAACGUUUUCGACUAUAUUGACAGCAUUCAUCUCCUUCAAUGUUUCUACGGUCUGAACGAUCGCUUCAAGAAUCUUCUCUAUCAGCAGUUCCUAAACUAUGAUCUUAAUUUCAAAAAUCUGCCCCAACAUCAUGUCAAUAUGAUUUGUAAACAACAUUUACCAUUUAUUGUCGAUCGAAUUGUUUCUCUUCAACUUCUGAUUUCGCAUCAAACGUUUGGGCAGAUCAAAGUAUUCUUUUCUUAUGCGAAUCAGUUGACUCGUUUACAAUCACUUUCCAUAACCAGUUUUCGCCCGCAUGACACAUUAAUCGGAAUCUUAGAUCAAUGCGAACUCUUGCCUAAUCUGACUUAUUUAAAAGUUCAUUUCUACGAAACUCAUCAAACAGAACAAUCCUUUCAGUUAAUUGUUAAUCAUAUUUGGAGUUUAUCAAAACUGGUUCAAUGCAACAUUCAUCUGUGUAUAAAAACGAAAGCAUUUUUCGUUCUACCGCAAAGAACUUCUCAGUCAAUCGAGAAUUUAUGUAUUCAUGUCAAUGAACUCGAAUUUAGUCAAAUAAAUCGACUGUUUGAAUUUACACCACGUCUGAAGAAUCUUUCCGCGUCAAUCGAUUUCUCCUUCAAUUAUGGUUAUGUCCCACAAACAAUUUCUUCAUUGUUACAACUAAACUUACUGGUCAAAGACGGACCGAUAUCAGUAGUGAUCGAGUUUUUUCGACAUCUGCCUAAUUUACGUCGUUUGAGUAUAUGUGCCAAAGCCACAAAUAUUUUCGGCUAUCAAUGGGAAGAGAUUAUUUCUACUUAUUUGCCGAAUCUGAAAUUCUUUCAGUAUCACAUGGAACAUUCAUUGAUUUCUGUUCCAGACAUUCUAAGAUUUGCUGAUCAUUUAAUCAAACCAUAUCAACGUGCAUUCUGGACUGAUAAAACACAAUCAUCUACUCAAUGUUUCGUAGAAGGAAACACGAUAUAUCUAACGAGUACAUUUGGUCAUAACAUCAACAAAUUUUCUCGAUCGUUUAUAUUCUCCGAUCAUCAUAACGAUCAUCAGAAAUGGUACACAGGUGUAACGUGUGCUCAUGAUCUAACAUCAUCGAACAUUCACGUAUCUAAUAUUGAGUAUCUCACUAUUCAAUUCCCGUCUUAUAAUCAGUUUUGGCUUACUGUUCCAACUUUUAAUCGACUGAGAGCACUGUCUAUUUUAUCUCUCGUUGAUAUUUACCAUUCAACGAUUCAAACUCUACUUGAUCAUGCACCUAAUCUUCAUAUUUUGAAUCUGUAUCAUACUGCACCGUUACCAUUGCAGAAAUCACUCUUUCGCUAUCGACAUAGAUCCAUCCGUGAACUGAAUUUCAAGGCCUACAAUUAUUAUUUUAAUGACAAUGAAUGCGUACAACUUUGCCAUUCACCACUGGGUAUUCAAUGUGCAACUCUUCACAUAAAAGUAAUGAAUCGCGAAAGUAUCAUUUAUCUUGUACAAAAUAUGGUCAGUCUCCUAUCGUUACAUGUUCAAUGUGAAGAUGAAAAACAUUACUCACAGCUUAUCUCGAAGAACAAGAACGAUGAACUUAUGCAAUUGUUAAAAAAUUCUUUACCUUCAGUUCGUUCCAUAGAACGAAACAGUAAUACUUCAAGUGAAUUCACUAUAUGCAUUUGA
Molecule: messenger RNA, 1695 nt
Organism: Adineta ricciae
Lineage: Eukaryota; Metazoa; Rotifera; Eurotatoria; Adinetida; Adinetidae
Source: the annotation of a GenBank genome assembly